Molecule: messenger RNA, 1548 nt
Organism: Gongylonema pulchrum
Lineage: Eukaryota; Metazoa; Nematoda; Chromadorea; Rhabditida; Gongylonematidae
Source: the annotation of a GenBank genome assembly
AUGGAGCAGUAUAAAACUCCAGAAGAGCGUGAUAAGGUUCUGGAAAAAGAAAUUCGAUUCUAUGAACAUCAGGUUUUGGACAUCCGUGAACAAAUCACUGGCAUCGAGGCAAGCCUCGUGGAGGAAGAGAAAGAGGAGGGACAGCUUCACCAAAGAAUUAUGGUACAUUUUAUGCUGGGAAAUAAUUUUUUACAUUGUGAUGCACUGAGAGAGGAGAAAAAUGCCCGUGCGAAUAUGGAUGCCGUGAAAGUGGACGUGCAGCAUGCGGAGCAAGACAUUCGACGACUCGUUCCUAAAUCAAUUAUGAAUGGAGUGGACAGCGUGCGCCAUGUGCUGGAUUAUUUUCGCUCUCAGAACGCUAAUGGACAACAUAAUGCUGUUUUGGAGGGCUAUCGUGGCAUUGUGAUUGAACUGUUUCGCUGCGAACAGGCAUUUAUGCAAGCUGUUGAAGUUACUGUUGGUAAUCGCCUGUUUUAUCAUGUCGUUGAUGAUGAUCGUGUUGCAAUGAAAAUUAUGAAAGAGAUAAAUCAGCAGAAAUUGAUGGGUGAAAUAAAUUUUUUCCCAAUAAAUCGUGUAGUUGCAAAGCCGCGAAGAGAACUAGGCACUGAGGUAAUGUUCUCCAACUUUAUUAGGUUACUCUGCGUUAAUUGCUGUGAUCAAAUAAGCAGACGUGGCGAAAUGACCGGCGGAUUUCUGGACAUGAAACGUUCACGUUUAGAACUGUACAAUGCUGUCCAACGAAUGCGACAACAGCUAGCCGAACUAGAAGCAGUUGUAGAAAAAGCAAGUUGCGUCAGUAACGAAAAGGCUGCGAAUGUUGAAAAGCUGCGCCUGGAGUGCGAUGUUUUAGAUCGGGAGAUCCUCACUUUGAAGGAUAAACACAGAACUGCUUCCGAAAAGAAACGUUUCCUGUCACAGCAGCUGCAGCAGAGCAUGAAAAACAGGGAGCCAAAAAUUGCGCAAUGCGUUUAUUUGAAAAAUCGGAUUCGAGAAGUGGAAGCAACGGCAGAAAGUUUAAAUAAGCAGCUUGGAACUCCGUUGAUGUCCCAGUUGAGUGAAGAAGAAAAGCAAAUGCUCAACCAGCUUCAGGAAAAUAUUGGAGAAAAAAAGCUGCGAUUGGAUUCCGUAAAUCGUUCACGAGUGGAGCUGGAAUCGACAAAAUUACGUUUGGAAAAUCAACUAACAACCAAUCUUCAUCGUAAACGUGAAAACUUGCAAUCGAAGAUUCACGAUAUAUCGGUAGACGAGAAACGCAAUCAUUUACAAACGGAAAUGGCAGAAUUGGAAUCCGUUAAUCGCCGUCUGUCCGAAAUUAUUUCUCGUCUGUCAGAACUGGAAUUGCACUUGGCUGAAUACGAUGCGGACAACGAGAAGCUUACGCGAGAAUUGGAGGAAUGUCAGGAGCAGCAAAGAGGUUUGGAAGCGCAAGUGGCGGACUUCUCGAAACAGGUCGAUCUGAUCUGCACUAAACAAUCGGCAAUGCAAGCGAAACGCGAAGAAAUCAAUAAAAAAGUACGAUUUCCAGUUCUUUUUUUAAUCAGUAUUUGA